UGUUGUUGGAUAUCACAUCAUUCCCUUUUAUCAGUUCAUUAAAAAAAGUUGCUUACUUUUUGUUCCAUCUAAUCAUCGUUUUCAAUACUCCAUUAAAUUCUCUCUCCUCUUGCUUCUAUUAAUUCCAUCACUCCACCAUUAAAUUAGAUAAAAGCCACCUCAACACCAACAAUUCUGCAACUAUACAGGGUCCCACCAAUUUAACUCCUCUCUUUCUUUGUUUCCCAAUCUUUAUUCAUGGUUCUUGGCUUCUUGCCACUCUCUCUCGCUCUCGAUGAAGCCCAGCAAAGAUGGUUGGCAUGUUCAAGAAAAGGGUUGUACUUAGUCUAGAAGAAUGAUCAUAUUGGGAAAGAAAAUGCACACAGAAGCAAACGAGGUUAUACCAUUAAAGAAUGCUUUGCCCUGUUCAAAAUUUAGUCAAGAUGCAACCAAGGCCGUUGUGCUCUAAAGCAACAGACACUCCUCCCAUUUUGUCAUCACAGACUAGCCAUUCUUAAGGCCACUGAUUGUCGUGAUAACCAGCCUGUACCAAUAUAUUUUUCCUUUUUCUUUUGUUACUCUCUCUCUCUCUCUCUUUCUCUCUCUCUCUCUCGCAGCCUGUACCAAUUUGUUAGUGUUUUUGCUAUAUUAAUGUUCUGACUGCUGUAUAAACAGGUCAAAUGGAUCCAAUAUCUGUAAGAUGCCUUAUUAACAGCAUUUCGCGGUUCGUUCAUCUAGUCUCUUGCUGCACAUUGAAGUCUAUGCCUACUCAGAAGGAUUACAGAAACAUAGCCUGUUUGUUGAAGCUUUUGAAACCAGUACUUGAUAAUGUUGUACAAAGGAAAUUCCCUUCAGACGAUAUAUUAUGUAAAGAGUGUGAAGAGCUGGAUAUAGUUGUUAAUGAGGCUAGAGAGUUCAUGGAGAGCUGGUCUCCAAAGAUGAGCAAGAUUUGCAGUGUUCUGCAAAGUAAGCCCCUGAUGCUAAAAAUCCAAAGCUCCUUGCUUAAGAUUUGCAAUAUUGUAUGUACAUUAUUGAAGUCAUCAUCAUCAAACUCAAGUUUAGCUGAUAUUCAGGUAUGCAUGUGUUUGGAGUCUAUUUCAUGCUUCUAUUGAUUUUUAUUGCUGCUACUUAUUUCUGUUCCAAAGGAUUCUUUAUGAUGAGCUCCUUUAUUUGAUGUGUAUCUUUUCUCCUUUUUGCUUUCGGUUCUCCUGUGUUGUAUUCAUCUAUUAUUUGAAGUCUGGUAUGCAGCUUCUCUUAUGCAGCCAGUACUAUUUUAGUUGCCUGGUGCAGUAUGCCAAGAAACAAGAGCACUACUGAUUUAUGGUAAUCUGUUUCAGCACUGUAUUCACGAAUUUCACAGUUUGAAGCUGGAUAUUAUAUCAGAACGCUUGGGAGAGGUUCUGAAAAGUCAAAGAGAAGGGCUGAUUCCUGAGUCUGAAGAUCUACUAACGAUCAUCAAGUUGCUUAAUUUGACAUCAAACCAGGAACUGCUGAAAGAGAGUAUUGCCUUGGAAAAGGAGUAUAUGAAGGUCAAAGACAACAAAACUGUAGGAGAAUUAGUACAAAACAACCACAUUGUUGACCUUAUGUCCCAUAUGCGCGAUUUCAUGAUUAAGCUUGAGGGUUUUAAGUCUAUAAAUGGCAUUCCCAUCCCUUCAUACUUUCGCUGCCCUUUGUCGUUAGGACUCAUGCUGGAUCCAGUGAUUGUGGCUUCUGGCCAAACCUAUGAGAGGGCUUCCAUCCAAAAAUGGCUGGAUCAUGGAUUGACCAUCUGCCCAAGAACACGUCAGACGCUCUCACACACAAAUCUUAUUCCAAACUACACGGUGAAAGCUCUUAUAGAAAAUUGGUGUGAGGAAAACAAAAUAAAACUGUUCAACACCUCGGGGUGCACCAAAAUUGUCUCAGUUGCUUUGCAAUCUGAAAGUGUAUCUCCACAAGAUCUCCUUCAUCUCGAAAAUGUCGGUUGUUCUUUACAAAGCAGCAAUUCUACAUCAAGUUCCUCCCUUGACAGUGCACAUGGGUCUGAAUUGCAGAAGGUUGAUCGAUCUUCUAGAUUUAGAGAGGAAGAAUUUAGUGUUUGCCAGAUGAGGGAGACUGAAAACUUGGAGCAAUCGACCCCUGAACACUCAUAUAUUCAUAGCAGGAGUGAAUCAGCAUCCAGUGCUGUUUCCAACGUUGAUUAUUUUCCCCUUGCAUCAACUGAUGUCCCUGGGAUAUCCAGUAAGCAUGAUAAUGUGAGUGAGUUAUCAGGAAAGAUAACUUUUGGGUGUGCACCAUCUUCUUCUUUGAAUGGAGAUUCAGGAUGUUCCCCUCCCUUGUCUGGAAAACAAUAUCACAGCUCCAAAACAAUGGCCGAAAUGGCUGUCAAUGGAAACCAUAGCCACCUUAGAGCACUUUCUCUUCCAUCUGAAAUGGGGUCUAGUGAUUUAACUACGAGUUCCCAUGUUGAUAAACUAGUUGAAGAUUUGAAGAGCCAAUCAAAUGCAUUGCAAGCUGCAGGUGCAGCAGAAUUACGUUUUCUUGCAAAGCACAACAUGGAGAAUCGUGUCAUCAUAGGCCAGGCUGGGGCCAUUGCACCAUUGAUUUCACUGUUACACUCAGAUAUGAAAUUAACACAAGAGCAUGCUGUCACUGCACUUCUGAACCUCUCGAUAAAUGAAAAGGUUAAGAACAAGAUUGCAGAAGCAGGAGCACUAGAACCACUUAUACAUGUUCUAAGAACAGGAAAUACAGGUGCCAAAGAGAACGCAGCAGCAUCUCUGUUCAGCCUUUCUGUUUUGCAAGAAUACAAGGUAAAGAUUGGCCGUUCCUGUGCAGUUAAACUACUGGUUGAUCUUCUAGGGUCAGGCACUCUCAGAGGUAAGAAAGAUGCAGCUACUGUCUUGUUCAACCUAUCAAUCUUUCACGAAAAUAAGGCUCGUAUAGUUCAGGCAGGAGCUGUGAAGUAUCUGGUUGAGAUGAUGGACUCUGGAUCAGAAAUGGUUGACAAGGCAGCUGCUCUUCUUGCAAACCUGUCUACUAUUCCAGAGGGGUGCUUGGUGAUUGCUCGAGAAGGGGGAAUACCAUUUCUUGUUGAGAUUGUUGAGAUGGGAUCUCAGAGAGGAAAGGAAAAUGCUGCCUCUAUACUUUUGCAACUGUGCAUUAAUAGUCCAAAGUAUUGUCGCCUUGUUUUGCAAGAAGGAGCUGUCCCACCUCUUGUCGCAUUAUCUCAGUUUGGCACGCCAAGAGCCAAGGAGAAGGCACAACAGCUACUCAGUCACUUCCGUAAUCAGCGCAAAGAUGGUACUGGGAGGGGAAAAUCAUAAAAAGAGAAAUUUUGUAAAUUCUUACCCGCGGUUUUGAUAUUUUAUUUUAUGUAAGUUGCUCACCUUAGAUUAUAUCUGUAGUAGCCUUUUACCCAAAUUCUUUAUUUUCCAGCUAUUAUUACCAUCUGUGCUGUAGCCAUGAAUUUUCAUGACAUUGAAAUGGAACUAGAUUGUCUGCUUUAUAUAUUCAAGUAGGUUUUCUCUUUGCU
This is a messenger RNA of Ilex paraguariensis (yerba mate), 3496 nucleotides long. Lineage: Eukaryota; Viridiplantae; Streptophyta; Magnoliopsida; Aquifoliales; Aquifoliaceae. The record is from the annotation of a GenBank genome assembly.